Quercus robur (English oak) is the source of this 603-nucleotide messenger RNA. RefSeq lists its product as uncharacterized. The transcript has 2 exons. Bases 1 to 603 code for a protein of 200 amino acids. The record is from RefSeq and is a predicted model, not a curated record. NCBI's taxonomy places the organism in Eukaryota, Viridiplantae, Streptophyta, Magnoliopsida, Fagales, Fagaceae.
AUGGAGGAAGAUCUAAUUGAAGAACUCAAGCACAUGAAGCUAACAAAAGAAGAAGAAACAAAGAUUGUGGUAUCAGGGGAAGGCAGAAGGGAGCUGAUCGAAGAGUGCAAAUUGAGUUUGGUAGGAAGAUUACUGUUGGACAGAAAGCAAAAUCAGAGAGCUUUGAAGAGCAUGCUGCGAUCGGCAUGGAAAACAAGGUCAGAUUUGAGGAUUGUGGAUGUAGGGAAUGAUACUUACCAGUUCAAAUUUUCAAGCGAAUAUCAGAUGAGAUGGGUUGAGACUAAUGGUCCAUGGAAUUUUGAGAACAAUCUCUUGCUUCUCAAAAGCAUCGGAAUUUUUAUGGCUACGGAUUCGAAAUUAGGGUCUUCAAAUCAAGCGAAAUUCAUGAGGAUCCGUGUGAACAUCCCGCUGGAUAAGCCACUAAGGCAGUGCGGUGUUAUGGCUAGCCCGGAAGGGGAGAAAUUUCAAGUCUAUUUCAGCUAUGAGAGACUCCCUGUAUUUUGUUUUCUCUGUGGAGUAAUGGGACAUGAUGAUCGGCGUUGUACGUGCUUGGAAAGGCAAACGGAAGAACUUCCUCAGUAUGAUGAUUGGUUGAGAGCUUAG